GCCGGGUUAUAAGUGCAUCUGAUUAAGUAACCACAUACAUACAUACAUUCAAACUAAGAUCAUGGGGCAAGACAUGAAGAUGAAGAUGGUGAUGAUGAUGAUGAAGAAAGGGCCAUGGACAGAAGAAGAGGACAUUCAACUUGUGCUAUUUGUGAAUCUCUAUGGAGAUAGAAGAUGGGAUUUCAUUGCUAAGGUUUCAGGUUUGAAGGUGGCGGGAGACAAAAAUAUUACCUACUAAUAAUGAUCACAUAUAUAGGUUUGAGAAGAACAGGAAAGAGUUGCAGACUUCGAUGGGUAAACUAUCUUCAUCCCGGUCUCAAGAGAGGAAAGAUGACCAAACAAGAGGAGACCCUAGUCCUUGAACUACACUCCAAAUGGGGAAAUAGGUGGUCAAGAAUUGCACGAAAGUUACCAGGUCGUACAGAUAACGAGAUAAAAAAUUACUGGAGGACUCUUAUGAGGAAGAAUACUCAAGAGAAGAAGCAAGACACAAUUCCCUCAUCACCUAUCUCAAACUUCUCUUCAUCAUCAUCUGGUAGCAAUAAUGCUUCCUCGGUUUUAAUUGGAGAAGGGGAUGCGAGAAGUUUCUUUGAUACAGGCGGGUUGGAAAGCAUUUUUUCUCCAUUGGUUUUCUCGAAGGGGGCAAAAGAAGAAGAAGAAACUAGUGAUAUGAGUAAUGUUAUCGAUGACAUAUGGAAAGAAAUUAGUCUUACAGAAACUACCCAAACUCAAGAAAUAAGCCCACUUUACUAUGACUAUGCAGAGGAAGGAUGCAACUUUUCCUACCAAACCAUGCCGUCCCCAAUAUGGGACAAAUAUUCUCCGGGAUCGUUGUGGAAUAUAAAUACCGAAGAGAGUAAGGUUUUCGCACCUACAAACGAUCAAGAUUUUGCAGGAUAUAAUCAAGAGAAUGUGUAUAUGAUUGACUAGAUAGUUAACUAGUUCUUUUAUUCAUUGUACUAGUAUGUUAAAAAAUCUUGAAUAGAUCUAGAUAGGUUGUGGAAAUAGUCUUAAGUAAUAAUCCCUCAUGUAGUUUUUAAUGUUAGUCAAUUUAAUGUAGGUCUAUAUAAGUGUCUCCUUAUGCAUGUAAUAUGUAUAUAUCUGUAUUUUUCUAUGUUUCAAGAAUAUGAAAACACUAGUUUUGAACAAUAAAUAAAUAAAUUGUAAGUACUUGAAUUUCUGUCA
Molecule: messenger RNA, 1185 nt
Organism: Impatiens glandulifera
Lineage: Eukaryota; Viridiplantae; Streptophyta; Magnoliopsida; Ericales; Balsaminaceae
Product: transcription factor MYB59-like
Exons: 3
Coding region: 241-930 (229 amino acids)
Biological process (GO): regulation of DNA-templated transcription
Cellular component (GO): nucleus
Molecular function (GO): DNA-binding transcription factor activity; sequence-specific DNA binding
Source: RefSeq, a predicted model, not a curated record